Messenger RNA from Mustela lutreola (European mink), 8541 nucleotides. RefSeq names its product hedgehog acyltransferase (gene HHAT). The coding region runs from base 25 to 1299 and encodes 424 amino acids. Gene Ontology annotation, biological process: protein palmitoylation. Lineage: Eukaryota; Metazoa; Chordata; Mammalia; Carnivora; Mustelidae. The record is from RefSeq and is a predicted model, not a curated record. The transcript is spliced from 9 exons. Gene Ontology annotation, molecular function: palmitoyltransferase activity. Gene Ontology annotation, cellular component: endoplasmic reticulum.
AGGGCCGGGAGGCUUCCAGGGGCUAUGUUCACACCGCAAGCCGUCAAGCAGCCCGUCCGCAAAGCCCGCCUUCCUUCCACCCCACCGAGCUACCUCCUCCCGCCUGCUGAGCGUCGUGGGGACCACUGGGCUGGAUUUAGAGCCCCCUGGAGUUUCAGAAACUCUCAGUGUGUCUGCCUGGACCCUUCGUCACAAGGAACUAUGCUGCCCCGAUGGGAAUUGUCUUUUUACCUGUUGGCUUCACUAGGCUUCCACUUAUAUUCUUUCUAUGAAGUUUACAAAGCUUCCAGAGAACAUGAAGAGGAGCUGGACCGGCAGUUUGCCCUGGAGAUUGGCACUUUAUUUGGAGGAUUAAAGAAGGACCCGACUGACUUUGAGUGGAGCUUCUGGAUGGAAUGGGGAAAACAACGGUUGCUGCGGUUUCUGUUCGGCCACGUGGCUGUGUCUCAGCUGGCCAAUGUGCUUGCAAGGAAGCACAGACCCUGGAUCCUGGGGGCUUAUGGAAUAUGGGCCUCCUGGUGUGUGCUGGGGGCCCAUGGCACAGCCAUUAUUUUUCUCCACACCCUCAUCUCCUUCUGUGUAGCCCAGUUCCGGUCGCUGUUCCUCACAUGGCUCUGUUCUCUCCUCCUGCUCUCCACACUGAGGCUGCAGGAUGUGGAGGAAGUUAAGAGAGGCUGGUACCAGACAGAAAAUGAGUACUACUUGCUGCAGUUCACGCUGACCGUGCGCUGUCUGUAUUACACCAGCUUCAGCCUGGAGUUCUGCUGGCAAGAGGUGCCCUGUGGGAGCAGCUUCUACUCCUUUCCCUGGCUGGUGGCCUAUGUCUUCUACUACCCCGUCUUCCACAACGGGCCCAUCCUCAGCUUCCCGGAGUUCAUCGCCAAGAUGCAGCAGCAAGAGUACUGCUCACUGAAGUCCAACCUUUCCGCCUUUGCUGUGGGGCUGGGUCGCCUCCUCUGCUAUUGGUGGCUGGCCGAGCUGAUGGUUCACCUCAUGUACAUGCACGCCAUCUACAGCAGUGCCUCCCUCUUGAGGGCUGUCUCUUGUUGGACCUUAGGAGGACUGGCAUUGGCCCAUGUGCUCUUCUUCUAUCUGAAGUACUUGGUGCUCUUCGGUGUCCCAGCUCUGCUCAUGCGCCUGGAUGGACUCACGCCGCCACCCCUCCCUCGCUGUGUGAGCACCAUGUUCAGUUUCACAGGGAUGUGGAGAUUCUCAAACACCUGUUCACCACAGACUUCCUGUCAUCUAACACGGUGCCUGGCACAUAGUAGGCACUCAACAAACAUAUUUCCUGAGUGAAAGAUGAAUGAACUCCUGUGCUCCUGCACUCCUGAAGAAGAAAGAAAGAAAAGAAAAAUGGACUUAAAUGCGAAGUGAGGGUCAAACUUACUUCCAGUGGCUAACCUGCCAUCCUGACUGCAUUUAUGGUGACAUAAAAUACCAUCUUUUGCCACAUCAUCUAUUUCCUGUGUUGUGCCUGAGACUUUUUCUGGGCCCGCCUUGCAACAGCAUGCAUCCCAGGUUCUUCGUUUCUUUACAGUGUGAAUGUUUCAAUCUUUUCUGUAAUGAAUGUCUUAACAUUAGACCAAGAGGGAAUUUGCAUUUCUCUAUGGUGUCUGGUGAAAAAAGAAGCGAUUGAGUAAUGAAAACAGCUCUAUUCUUCUUCAUUAGAGGCUAAAAACAACCAAAAAACCACCACAACAACAAAAACAGCAAAGUAAAAUUUAGAGGACCUUCACGGUUUUAGGGAUGGGGGAAUAAGGCAGAGACUGUCCUUUGUUCUCAGUGGCCUGCGAUGGAUGAACCCCUGAUCAGUGGUGCUUGUGCAAAAGGAAAUAUGGCUAACAUUCGGAGUCCCCUGAAGAUGGCUGGGGAGCUGUCACCUGGAAUGGGAAAAUUAUGCCGAAGGGGGGUUCUGAAAAACCGAACCUACAAAUUAUUAUCCUUGAACCUCCUGGAACUUCCUAUCCACUGCUUCUCCUCUCUGUUCUGUCUCCCUUUGUUUCAUAUUAUUUAAUGUCUCUAGCCCUGGCCAUGGGAGUCAUUUUGGCCCAGGACUGGAAGGAGCAGGACCAGCUCCAUUACUCCUCACUUGAGGGGAAGCGAGGCCCUUGCUUCUUGAAUGAAGAAGGCUCCUGGUAUCCCACAUCGCCAUUCUCAGUGCAUGUUUAUCAGGAAAGCUGGUCUAAACCGUUGUCAGAUUGGACGGAAGAAAGGAGCAAUGAACUUAAAGAUAAUCCAACAGACAGUAUUCAUACUGAAACACAAGGAGGAAAAAAAAUAGGGGCGGGUGGCGGGGGAGACGAAAAUCAGAACCAAGCAUCAAAGAGCUGUAGGAUAACAUCAAAUAGUCUAACAUAUGUGUCACUGGAGUCCCAGAAGGAAAAGGGAAUGAAAGAAAUAUUUGAAGAGACAGUGUCCAUAGAAUUUCCAAAAUUAGCGAGAUAAUAAACCACAGAUCUAAGGGCCUCAGAAAACUCUAAACAAAAUAAAUACAAAGAAAAAUACACCUAGGCACAUCACAGUCAAAAUGUUGAAGCCAAAGUUAAAGAGAAAAUUUUUUGAAAGCAGUUAGAGGAAAAAAAGAAUAUACAGAAACCAUGUCAGAAACCAUGCAAGCCAGGGCGCCUGGGUGGCUCAGGCAGUUAAGCAUCUGCCUUCAGCUCAGAUCAUGAUCCUGGGGUGCUGGGAUUGAGCCCUGCAUUGGGCUCUCUGCUUAGCAAGGAGCCUGCUUCUCCCUCUGCCUUCUUGUGUUCUCUCUCUUGCUAUCAAAUAAAUAAAUUUUUAAAAUAUCUAAAAAAAAAAAAAAGGGAAACCAUGCAAGCCAAAAGAUAAUGGAAAGACAUCUUUAAGAUACUGAAAAAGAAAAACUGUCAACAUAGGAUUCUGUAUCCAAUAAAGAUGUCUUUUAAAAUUAAAGGCAAAAUAAAUACAUUAAAAAAAAAAGAAGAAAGAAAUUAAAGUUUAGCCAGCAGACCAGAAGGCUGAGGAAGUUCUUCAAGCAGAAGGAAGCAUAAAGCCAAAUGGAAUACUUAUAUCUAUACAAAGAAAUUAAUAGUACCAGAAACGAGCUGGGGAGAAGAGGGAUGUGUUUCAGUUUGCAUACCGUCUGUUGGCUUAUCUUUAAGUUCAUUGCUUCUUUCUUCCAUCCAAUCUUCUUCAGAUCCCAACCUAAAGUUGUAAAGGAAGAUGAGGACUGACAUUGUGGAGUUGGCCUCCCAUGGAGGUCGUGGUGACCUUGACAACAAUAGUCUUAGUGAAGUGGUGGGGGCAAAAGCCUCAUUAAAAUGGGCUCAGAGGACAAUGGAUAUGAUCUGACCCCAGGAACCAGUGUGGGGUCUAAUGAGGGGAAGCUAGUGCACAUGGUGUGGUGAGGGCCCAGACUUCCUGUUUUCCUGACUGAGCUUCACCCAAGUUCUUCUUGACUAGGCAGACCCCUCUGAGUCUCAGCCAGGCCAUUGCAAGGCCAUGCACUACACUUUGCAGUGAUCUCACUCCCCAUUCAUCACAGGUGUCUCUAAACCAGGUUUACUGGCCCACAUCUUCCUACCUUCAAUGUAGGAACUUCUUUAUGUCUUCUUGCCGUAAGGCUGCUGAAGGAAGCUCAGCAAUAGCAACUAGGUUCUUUCCUUUACUCUGCCUAACAAUAUUUACCCCAGUGUGGCCACCCUUUGUUGUAAAGAGCAUUCUUCAGGUGGUAUGGACCAGAAAGGAAAGCCAGAGCUUCUCGGCUUGGGUUUUUACUUCCACCUAUAUUUAACCUUCCCUUUUUGGACAUGUUUCUGAGUUCUUCUGUCCUCUUCCAUCUCUUCCCACAGUUCACUGUGUCACAAGAGAUAGAUUUUCUACUUCCCCCUUCUACCUUCUCUUUUGACAUUCUUCUCUAGGGCAGGUAGCUUUAUGGCUCAGCUCUUAUAGUAGAAGGGGGUAUUCUUUCUGUACUACAGGGAAGAAUACUCUAAGAUCUGAUUCAGUUAGACAUAGUUUUGUGAGUACUUGGACGAGAAAUUAGGGAUCGCUGGGAACAGAAUACAUUGUUUUAGUUUUCAAAAAGUCUCUUUUAGAAUUAUUCUUGUAAAGUAGUGUUGAGUAAGGAUUUAGACAUUAUCAUCACUGCCUGAGAACCAGAGCAGUAAGUAAGGUGUCCAAGAUCAUGCUGGUACCAUGUUCUUACUGUAUUAAAAUCUAAACCCUAAUCCUUUUUAUCCAGAAAGGUUUAGAUGCAUAAAUGCAUUUGCUUGUAGAUGACUAUGUGAAAAUUCAUACAUUCAAUAGCACCAUGAAUGAAUAGAUUUCCUUUUCCAAUUAUGCCAAGAAUAAAGACAAAAUUAUUUAGUGUCAUAGUUUUCUAUGUCCUGAGAUUUCAGUCUGCCAUAGCUACAGGUUCAUUACCUGCCACCUUCUUUUUUAAAAAAAAUUUAUUUAUUUUUUAAAAUUUCUUUUCAGUGUUCCAGAAUUCACUGUUUAUGCACCACACACAGUGCUCCAUGCAAUACAUGCCCUCUGUAAUACCCACCACCAGACUCACCCAACCUCCCACUCUCAGCCCCUCCAAAACCCUCACUUUGUUUCUCAGAGUCCACAGUCUCUCAUGGUUCAUUUCCCCCUCCAAUUUCCCCCAACUCACUUCUCCUCUCCAUCUCCCCAUGUCCUCCAUGUUAUUCCUUAUGCUCCACAAAUAAGCAAGACCAAAUGAAAAUUGACUCUCUCUGCUUGACUUAUUUCAUUCAGCAUAAUCUCUUCCAGUCCCAUCCAUGUUGAUACAAAAGUUGGGUAUUCAUCCUUUCUGUUGGAGGCACCAUACUGCAUAGUGUAUAUGGACCAUAUCUUCUUUAUCUGUUUGUCUGUUGGAGGGCAUCUUGGUUCUUUCCACAGUUAGGCGACUGUGGCCAUUGCUGCUAUGAACAUUGGGGUACAGAUGGCUCUUCUUUUCACUACAUCUGUAUCUUUGUGGUAUAUACCCAGUAGUGCAAUUGUAAAUUCCCAGUCAUAGGGAAGCUCUAUUAUUAAUUUCUUGAGGAAUCUCUGUUUUCCAAAGAGGCUGCACCAACUUGCAUUCCCACCAACAGUGUAAAAGUGUUUCCCUUUCUCCACAUCCUCUCCAACACACGUGGUUUACUGUCUUGUUAAUUUUGACCAUUCUAACUGGUGUAAGGUGGUAUCUCAAUGUGGUUUUGAUUUGAGUCUCCCUGAUGGCUAAUGAUGAUGAACAUUUUUUCAUGUGUCUGAUAGCCAUUUGUAUGUCUUCUUUGGAGAAGUGUCUGUUCAUGUCUUCUGCCCAUUUUUGAUUAUAUGUUUUGUGCGUGUUGAGUUUGAGGAGUUCUUUAUAAAUCUUGGAUAUCUGCCCUUUGUACUGUAAUUUGUGAGUAUCUUCUCCCAUUCCAUGGGUUGCCUCUUUGUUUUGUUGACUGUUUCCUUUGCUGUGCAGAAGCUUUUGAUCUCAAUGAAGUCCCAAAAGUUCAUUUUCACUUUUGUUUCCUUUGCCUUUGGAAACAUAUCUUGAAAGAGGUUGCUGUGACCGAUGUUGUAGAGGUUAAUGCCCAUGUUCUCCUCUAGGAUUCUGAUAGAUUCCUGCCUCACAUUGAAGUCUUUUAUCCAUUUCGAGUUCCUGGGAAAUUCUACCAAACUUUCAAAGAAGAAAUAAUACCUAUUCUCCUGAAGCUGUUUCAAAAAAUUGAAGCAGAAGGAAAACUUCCAGACUCUUUAUGAAGCCAGAAUUACCCUGACCCCCAAACCAGGCAGAAACCCUACCAAAAAGGAGAAUUUCAGACCAGUAUCCCUGCCACCUUCUUUUUGAUCCACCCAUCUGUAGUAGACAUUCAAAGGAUUUUCUCUCGAAAUGCUAGCAAAAUGUUAUGAUACAGUCCAACUUCUUACCUAUUGAAUAAGAUGGACACUCUGCCUUCUAGUAAGUAUUCUAAACUAUAGUAGGCCUGCAGAGUAAAAGUUAAGACUUUUCUCUGCCUGUCAUGCUUGAAAAUAAUGUUUUAGGGCACCUGGGUGACUCAUUCGGUUAGGUGUCUGCCUUUGGCUCAGGUCAUGAUCCUAGGGUACUGGGAUCGAGCCCCACAUCGGGCUCCCUGCUCCAUGGGAAGCCUGCUUCUCCCUCUCCCACUCCCUUUGCUUGUGUUCCCUCUCUCACUGUGUGUGUCUCUCUGUCAAAUAAAUAAAUAAAAUCUUAAAAAAGAAAAGAACGUUUUAUUCUUAAGUAUGACAGGCAAACCUGGCUCCAACCUGCUAUUUCCAGUUCCUUCCACUCACCUUCUAUUACAGUAAGAACUAGUCCUUGUUUCUCAGUCCAGCCCACCCUGUUCACCCACAGACCCUUAUAACUUUGGGGCUGGCCUCCUGGGGCUGUAGGGCUCACCAUGCUCCUCUUUCUUCUAUCAGAUAUGAUGCCUCCCACUGUACAAUUCGGUGCCAGCUGCAGUGUCACUUUUCCUGUCAAGCUAUGCUCCACUCCCACCCCCUGGCAGAGGGAUUGCUCAUUCCUCUUUGCUUUAUGGUACUUUGUACAAGGUUAACAUAUUCUAACACUUCUAUUUGUUAAUAGAGUCAUUGUGUCUAGCUUAUGGAGACCAGAGGCUAUCACUCCUUACUUAUUUUCUUAUUUAGUUUAAUAGAGAAAUGUCUGUAUUUAGCAAGAGCCUUGCAUUAGAUCCUUGCUCUUCCAAAUAUGGUCUAAGGAACCACAGCAUCAGACUCUCCUGGCAGCUUGCUAGAAAUGCAGGAUCCUGGGUCACACCCAAGACCUACUGAAUUAGAAUCUGCUUUGUAACAAGAUCUCUUGGGGACACUGUAUGCACAUUAAAAUUUAGGAGGCAAUGGACUGAGCUAGAUUAAUCCUAAGGAUUCCUCCAUCCUGAUUUGCCCUGACUCUGUAGACUACCUAGAUAAUGGCCCUGAGUGACUGUAAGUUUGAGUAUUUGCAUGGGUCACAGGGACUGGUCCCCAGGAGAACUUCACUGGGAGCUUUUACUGAUGUUCCUAGGGCAUAAAACCACAGAAGGACAGAAGAGGCAGGUAGAAUGAGUUCAACCAGCCUCAAGGUAUGGAGGGGACUUGCAGGUGGCUUUUUGGUAAAGAAUGAGCAGUCUGGUACAGUAGACUUUGAACCAGAUGGGGGAGCCGCUGGUCUGUAGUCACAAAAACCUAUGAAAAAUGAAUUCCUCCAUUUGUUAUCCCCAGAAUGCUGUUGUCCUCCAGCUUGUUAUCCUACAUGUGGACUUCUUCCCAUUUCUGCCUGCUUCCCUCUGUUCCCCUAAAAUUGCUCCUUGUGUGUGGGAAGCCUAAAGAUGAGGGUCUGUGCCAUCCAGGAAGGAAUGCCCAGUCUUUCCUGGUUGCUGACUGUGACCCUGCAGACAACCUUCUUUGGAUUUUGGGAGGGCUGCCCCAUUGCAAGGAGGGAUGUAAUUCCCAGUGAGUCUAUUUAUAUGGGAGACUCAGCUUACCAGACUUCAGUAAAGCAAUGCCUAUGGACAUGACCUUCCUGCUGAAGCAGGGAUGAUAAAUAUAAGUAGUCAUUAUGUUUCUGGGAAAUGUCGCUAGCUGCAGAAGAUUUGCUAAGAAGUUAAUUAAAAUAUACAUCAUGUGUAUUCUACAUAUGCCAGUUGUGUUAUGAUUAGUGAGUGAGUUAGCGGCACUCAGGCAAGGCUGCUUGCUGUGUUGUUACAGCCAAGGUUCUUCAGCUGGGAGUAGGGAGUAGCACUGUAUCAGGGGACUGAGGAAAAUGGACUUUCAGAGACUUCACAGUGGCUUAGCCCAAGUCCUGUUAUGACACAUUGCCAUCAUGAUGUAAAUUUGCAUGUAAUGUUACUUGUCUAGUUGGCAACUGACCUAAUAGCAAUAUAUUUCCCGGACCAUUAUUUUUGUUUUAGUAGGGAUUAGGUACCCUUCUUGCAGUUUGUCAUUUUACUGUAAAAAUUGAGAGCUACAAUUUAACAAGUUAGGUUCUCCAGGAUUUCUCAAGUGAGAAAUUGACUGUUUUGCAAUGGGGCGAGAUGCAUGUAUUUGAGACAGUGCUCCCCCUGAGCUGGGAGCCCAACAUGGGACUCAGUCGCAGGAACCCGGGAUCAUGACCCGAGCCGAAGGCAGAUGCUUAGCCAUCUGAGCCACCCAGGUACCCCAGGAAGGGUGUAUUUCCUUUAAAGAGUUGUGUGGUUACUCAGUCUCAUGAAACUGAUCCACAGAGAAAUUGAAGGGACUAGUUUUAUAUGUUAUGUUUUCUGUGUUUCAUUUCCUAUUUGACAGCAGAUAUAAUUUCCUAAAAGUUACUCGUGAUAUCAUCUGGCAGAACUUGGCCUUUGACUCAAAAUCAUUAGCAAUUAAAAUGUGGUCUCUGUGCUUUACUUCCUCAAGGUCAUUGGCCACCGAAGUCCCAUCAGUAAAGCCGAGAAACUGCCGGAACCUCAACUUGAGUUACCUGUGGGAUUUGGCUGUGAUCCUUUUCUCCCAGAAUAGCAAAGGAGGAGAGUUAGGGUCACUGUUGAAUCUGGGAAAAUCCUGGCUGAAAACUCAGAGAGAGAGAGAGAGGGAGCAGCU